CUUUCUUUCGUUUAAUCUCGAAUAAUACUAGUAAGUGAAGAUGUCUGGACGUGGUAAGGGCGCCGGUAAAGCCAGAGCGAAGGCCAAGACCCGCUCCUCUCGUGCCGGGCUCCAGUUCCCGGUCGGUCGUGUCCACAGGCUGCUGAGAAAGGGAAACUACGCUCAGCGUGUCGGUGCCGGAGCUCCGGUCUACCUGGCGGCCGUGCUGGAGUACCUGACCGCUGAGAUCCUGGAGCUGGCUGGAAACGCUGCCCGCGACAACAAGAAGACCCGUAUCAUCCCCCGUCACCUGCAGCUGGCUGUCCGCAACGACGAGGAGCUCAACAAGCUGCUGGGCGGAGUGACCAUCGCUCAGGGCGGCGUGCUGCCCAACAUCCAGGCGGUCCUGCUGCCCAAGAAGACCGAGAAGGCCGCCAAGAAAAAAGUCAAAACACAUCUAACCAUGAGUGGAAGAGGCAAAACCGGUGGCAAAGCCAGAGCAAAGGCCAAGACCCGCUCCUCUCGUGCCGGGCUCCAGUUCCCGGUCGGUCGUGUCCACAGGCUGCUGAGAAAGGGAAACUACGCUCAGCGUGUCGGUGCCGGAGCUCCGGUCUACCUGGCGGCCGUGCUGGAGUACCUGACCGCUGAGAUCCUGGAGCUGGCUGGAAACGCUGCCCGCGACAACAAGAAGACCCGUAUCAUCCCCCGUCACCUGCAGCUGGCUGUCCGCAACGACGAGGAGCUCAACAAGCUGCUGGGCGGAGUGACCAUCGCUCAGGGCGGCGUGCUGCCCAACAUCCAGGCGGUCCUGCUGCCCAAGAAGACCGAGAAGGCCGCCAAGAAGUAAACAUGGACCCUCUCUGACUGCUGGAGACAACACAAAGGCUCUUUUAAGAGCCAAC
Centropristis striata (black sea bass) is the source of this 881-nucleotide messenger RNA. Its product is annotated as histone H2AX-like. The coding region runs from base 41 to 826 and encodes 261 amino acids. The record is from RefSeq and is a predicted model, not a curated record. Gene Ontology annotation, molecular function: DNA binding; structural constituent of chromatin; protein heterodimerization activity. The transcript has 3 exons. Gene Ontology annotation, cellular component: nucleosome. Lineage: Eukaryota; Metazoa; Chordata; Actinopteri; Perciformes; Serranidae.